Molecule: messenger RNA, 6647 nt
Organism: Bacillus rossius redtenbacheri
Lineage: Eukaryota; Metazoa; Arthropoda; Insecta; Phasmatodea; Bacillidae
Product: suppressor of lurcher protein 1-like
Exons: 14
Coding region: 374-2263 (629 amino acids)
Cellular component (GO): plasma membrane
Source: RefSeq, a predicted model, not a curated record
GCAGUCGGCCGACGUCUCUCGACGAGCGCUGACGCAGGCCUUGGGGGGAGCUCGGGUGUCUGGCGGUGGUCGUCGGGCGGGUUGCCUAUACACCCGCGAGGGAAAGUUAUUUUUUUUUUUUUUCAAUUCAAACCCCGGUCGCGUGCACGUAGAAACCAACUCGUCGCUGCCCGCUAGCAGCGGCGCGGGCAAAGUUCGUAAAAAAAAAAAAAAAAAAAAACUUUGUUCUACUACCCGGCGAGAUGGCUGUAAAAAUGAAAACAUUCGUGAAAAAAACUACAAGUACAAGGAUUUAAGAAUACGGACUCAAUGUCUACGUGAAUAAGGUUGCAUCCGCGCGCUUGUGGAGCAUCAUGGGAGAUAUUCCCACGCCAUGACCAGAGAGAAUGUGAUGGAGAUGCUCAUCGUACUCCUCACUACAAUCAUGCUGAUAGUCAUCGGAGAUGCUGUGAAUCCAGGUUGCGAGUGCUUGAUGUUCACCACGACCUACGGCAAGGAGUACGGCACCUUCAGCAGCCCCGACUACCCCAAACCGUACCACGAGAACAUCAACUGCCUCCUCUACUCCUUCGUCUCCAGUCGGAACGAGAUCGUGGAGAUCACCUUCAAGGAUUUCGACCUGCAGAAGACCCAUGUCGAGUGCGCGCGCGGGGACUUCCUGAAGCUGUACCUGCACCUGGAGCACGCGCAGGUGAACGAGCUGACGCCCUGGUCGGCGCUGCUGUGCGGCGGCCUCGCCGACGUGCCGCGCCUGCUCUACUCCUCGGGCCCGGGCCUCGUGCUCGAGUUCCACUCCGACCCGCGGCCCAGCAACUCGUCGGGCUUUCUCGGCCACUUCCGCUUCGUCGACAGGAGGAUGUUCCAGACGGACGGCCAGAAGGUGCCCGGGACCACGUGCGACCACCAGUUCGUCAGCAGGAACCACUCGCUGACGGCGGGGCACUUCUUCUCGCCGCGCUACCCUUCCAGCUACCCCACCAACAUCAAGUGUGCCUACAGGUUCCGCGGCAGAUUGAAGGAGCGGAUACGUGUCGUGUUUGAAGAAGUGACCUUGCAGAAAGGAGACGCCAGCUGCCUGCACCAGGCGGACGUGAUCAAGGUGUUCGACGGGCGGGACCAGCUGAGCCCGGUCAUCGAGGCCGUGUGCAACGAGGCGGCCGGCGUGGAGGUGCUGUCGACGGGCGCCGAGCUGCGGGUCGAGUUCUCCGCCGGCUCCCAGUGGCCCGGCCAGGGCUUCAAGGCCAGCUACCAGUUCCAGCCGGCCGACGGCUCCACCUCGGCAGACCCUGAUCGUUUUGGGAACCACAUAGAAGGCAUUUCGUCCCAUCAGACGUACCUCGGGCCUGCAGUAAGCGCUACAACGUCCAACUGCGACCUGGUGGUGAGCAGCGACAGCUCGAAGAACGGGUCGCUCUCGUCGCCCGGCUUCCCGCAGCCCUACCCUCCCAGCAGCUACUGCCAGUACGACUUCCAAGGCCGCGGCAAGGAGCGGGUGCAGGUCGUCUUCAGCCACUUCAACCUGUACGCCUCCAGCGAGAAGAACCCUCUCUGUGACAGCAUCGACUCGCUGGUGGCUUUCGUGCAUAUCAGCGGCCGCAAGGAGAAGAUCGACGCGUUCUGCGGCACGGCCCUGCCCAAGCCCAUCAUGUCGAACGGACCCAGGCUCAUGCUGGAGUUCCGAGGCAUAUACUCCUCACCAUAUUCCACAGGCUUCAAGGCCACCUACAGCUUCACAGAGAACUUCGGCAUUCGGGCGGGCCGCCAGCUGAGCGACUACCCGUGCGCCUUCGAGUUCGACAGCAACGUGACUCGCAACGGCUCGUUCCACAGCCCCAACCACCCGGGCUACUACCCGCGCGACACCGAGUGCCACUUCUUCUUCCACGGCGGCGCCAGCGAGAAGGUCCGCCUGCGCUUCGGCUACUUCGACGUGGAGGGCGUCGCUCCGUGCGAGGCGAGCACGGCCAGCGACUAUGUGGAGUUCUCCAACUUCAUGGCGCGCGACCGCAAGUACCCGCGCCAGUGCGGCCAGCAGCCGGCCUUCGACGUCGAGUCGGACCGCAAGUUCUUCCGCGUCACGUUCCGCUCCAACGACCGGCUGGACGGCACGGGCUUCCGCGCCUCCUACCAGUUCCUCGACAAGGCGGGCCCGCUUCAGGGCGGGCCGGCGCACAAGAGCCGCGCCCCGCGGCGACCAGGUUUUGUUGGCGCACCUGCAGCGGCUCUCAUCAUAUCAGUGAUUUCAAUGAACAUUUGUUGUUGACGCUGCCAGAACAUUAUUGCUUGAUAAUGUGUGAAUGGCUCUGCGUCUAGUUUCGUACAUAGCACGUGAUGAACACUUUUACUGCGGACGUUGAAGACAACAGGCACUCAGUCACAGUUCUAGAUUAUUGUUUUUACGUAAAUGUCCACAAAACUGCACAAUGGGUACACUGUUCGAUCACCGGGACCUUUCAACGUGCUCGUCAAGAGCAUGCCUGUGGUGUUAAAUGUGUUUGUAUUAUAGGAUUUAUACAUAUUAAUAGUCUAUAUGAAGAUGUCUUGUAGGUUACAUAUUUUUAUAUGAAUGCUGAUUCAAAAUGUUUGUUUAAAACUUGAUACCUCAUAUCUGUAACAUUUUCGGUAGAACUUUUAUUUGAGUUAGACUUGUAACUGUAAUCAUUCUUGUAAGAAAAAAAAAACAAGAAAAUUACUAUUUUAAACUACUGAAAUAUUUGUUCUAGAAAAUGUCAAUGUAAUUAAAUUUACGCAAAAUAGCAAAAGAAAAACAUUAUUGUAACCAGUUUAUGGCAUUACUAAAAGGUUCAGUCUGAUUUCCGGUAAGUAUUAUUUAGAAUCGUGACAGUGGUAUAACGGGUCAGAUUAUUUGGAAUUUUUUUAAAAACAUGGUUAUGAAUAUUGUCACUGACAUGGCAUGAUACUAAAUCACUUUCAAAAAUCGCAGAAAUAAAAAAUAAAUAUAAUUUUAAUUUCUCAGGAUUAAAGUACUGAAUACCUUAUAUUUACUGCACAGUUAAAACUAAUUAAAUAGAAAAAUGUAAAUUAAAAUUCCCAGCACUUUAUGUUAAACACGUUUAAUGCUUCUGAGAUUAAAUAUGUUGACUUUUGGUUCAAAGAAAUGAACACUUCAUAAAAGGGCAGUUGGUGUAACUCUAAAAGAAAUUUAUUCCCGUAUUCAAAUGGCUCUAAAUUGGGGGUAAAAUUUUCGCUUAUGAAUUAAAUAAAGUGUUUAUGGAAAUAUAAGUGGCAUUUGGGUAGUUGAUUACCAAUCCUUACAUAAGCUAUACUCUGUGAAUAUUAACAUUUAUUAAUUUCAAAGUACUUUUAUUUGUUAUGUUUUUUAGACUGAACCUAAUAAAUGCAGUAAAAAAAUUAAAAACAAGCAGUGAAAAACUGUUGGGUGAUAAUAUGAAAUAUUAUUAAUGAAUAUCACCAAAUGUGUGUUGUUAGUUAGUUUCAAGCUAUACUUGACAAUCCUCGAUUACUCAACUGACCUUCUUUGCUGGCUAAUAAAUGUUGUUUUUAUAGUAAAUUUCUUUCAACAUUGUCCAAUAUUAUUAAAAUAGUUUCAUGUUAAUUUUCAAUAAGUUGUACAUAUCUGAUUCUGUGAAUUGCAAAAAUAAGUACAAUAACAAUGUACAUUUGUUUUUUUUAUGGUUGUCUGCUACUAAAUAAUACCAAAAACACCGUGAUUCAGAUGUAUUUUUAUAACUCGAGUACGGUGAGCAGUAAUAGUUGUUUUGUGGGACGCCUGCUAAAAUAUUUUCUAUAAAAGUAACAGUAUUUUUUUAAGGUUUAUUUAAACAACAUUAUCAUUUCUUCGCUUAACAUUCUUAUCUGAAAAAUUAUAUUAAAAAAAUGAUAUUAAAAAAAAUUAUAAUAAAUGUAUUGUAAGAUUAAAGUCACAUUAGUCGAAUCAGAAAAUAAACUAAAUGGCUGAAAAUACGUUUAACGAAAUAUUGCAGUUUUAUUGUUUGCCUCAAUCACUUUGCGUUAAGGCUUCUACAGUUGCAAAUUUAUUAUCUUUCAAUACUAUUGCUGGUUCCGAAUAAAUAGGACGAGUAAUCCAUCAUUUAAUUUCAAGGCUACAUUCAGUUAGAUACUAGCCGUGAAAUGAUAUCCAAAUCAUUGCGAUUCCAACAUGCAUUGUUUAUCACGAAAGAAAUUAUUUUUUCAGCAGUCAUUGCCUUAUUUUUGCGUUUAAAUUUUUCACACUGCAAUUUAGGCAAUUUUUUUUACAGUAAUAGACAAACAUUUAGAGGUAUUAAGACCCGCAAUCUUAUAUUUUUCCAUAUUUUUGCUAUAAUUGUAGUUGAAACUAUUUAUCCUAAUUUUUAACAUGCCCAAGCAUAAAUCAUACCUCCCAGACCUUCUAAAUAUUGUUUUAACCACAUAUUUAUGAACACGCUCUAGUAUGUAAGCGCUGCGAGAAAAUGAUUUAAUAUUUCACGCGGGUGACUACAACUGUCAUGAAAAUCACACAAAUUCACAAGUGUUGACUUCAACAAGUUCCCAAAGCGAAGUCACCUGCCAUGUCAAACCAAAAAAAAAUAGCACGGUAGCUUUAUUGCAAGCGGUAUCAAAAUAUUUAAAAUUUAAAAUAUGGUGAGACCUAGUCUCCCUUAAUGGGUGUGGAAAGCAGUUAGCUGGCUAAACAACAGAUUAUCGUUAUAUUUUUGCUAAAAUAUAGCGCCACAAACCCCUCAAAAACCAAAAGGAUGUUCAAAAAUAUUGGAGCGAAUGGACCUUUUACGAAAAGCUGCAUCAGCGAUUUUAAAUAAGGAUCUUCACAACUAUUCGGAAGGUCAACAAAUAUCCUCUAAGAUGCACUUUAGUAGAUCCUUUAGUAGAAAUGUUCUUUAUGUAGGUAUUUGGAAACGACAUGUAAGUCAGAGUAUACCAUCAUAGGUUAAACAGACCCUCGCUUUAUUUUCAUGUAAACACCGUAAAAACUAUUACAUUAGAGACGAGGAAUUAUUUAACCUACGCCUCGGGAGCAUUAAUGUGUUGUAAAAAAUUAUGUAUAAAUAUCACACGCUAAUUUCUCUGUCACCUAGCAUUAAUAUGUUUUUAUUUUAACAAAACCUAUUUUCACACGUUAUUCAGGCUUAUACAUUUCUCACAUUCUGCUUGGUUUUAUUGGCUUUAUAAGAUUGAAUUAACACUUUUUUGCCCUUAUUGGAGGGAUUCAAAAAAUAAAAAAUAACCUUACACUUAAUUUGCAGAAUGAAUCACCCACCUACGGUAAAUAUUGAUCUCCUAUUUCAGUAGAUUAGGAAAUACGAAUAUCAUUUAUAAAACAUUUUACCCUCUUCGAGGUGAAAUAUUAUAUUUUACACGCUAGUUUUUAUUUUGUUGAAUAAAAUUACCAAACGAUGACAAAAUGUGUAGAGUAACUAAAAGUUGUUUUAACAUUAACUUUCAACAAAAUGAGAAAGUGGGUUAUUUUUUACUAAAAAAAUAAGCGGUCGAGUCAAUUUAAAUCAAUGUUGAUGUUUUGAAAAACAUUAUGAUUGUAUAGGUAUUUGUGGCAAUAUUUUUUGGUAAAAGUAAAAUGAAAAAACUGUUUCACGUUAAAUACACAAUAAACUAAUUUGCAGAUUACGUAAUAAAUAACUUAUGUUUAUAUACAGGUAUCGUGGACUCGUGAAUUUGAGAUUUAACUGGCAAAUUGUAACGAAAAUAGAUUUGAUCGCACAAGAGAAAAGAUAAACUUUGCAGUCCUUAUUUACACAUAAUUUUACCGCAUUUAUACAUAUAUAAAUUCUCUCUAAUAAAUGUGUGGAAUUUAAUAAUAAUACGUUAAUAUUAAAGGCCUUCUGUAAUUUAUAAAGAAAUUGAAGUACACUUGAAAAUGUUAUCACUUACUACUAGGCAUAUUUAAAAAGAUGCAUUUACAGUAGAUUAAUUAUAUGACAAAGAAAAUAUUUAAGAAAUGUUUUAAUUUAUUUCGAGCUAUUUUAGCAGCGUCCUGGAAUAAAGUACUCCUAGGAAAUUCCAUUCUGAUAAACUAUGUUACUUUAAGUAAUUUUUUAUUCUAGUCACUUAUUUACCUAUUAUUAAAACUAAUAUAUUACAUAUAACACUUUAAAUUAUUGUAUACAAUUAUAUUCUUUAAACUGAGUUAUUGUUUCUAAACACUUGAAUUUUUUAACUGCCUAAUAUGAGUAGCCUACCUAAAAAAUAUAUUUUACCAUUUUUGGAAAAAAAAUUGUAAAGAGUAAAAAUUCAUGAAUAUUUUGCUGACGGAAUGAAAUUAUUUUUUUUAAAGACAGUAUAAAAUACUGAUAAAUGAAUAUGAAAUGGCCUCUCAUGGAAAAAUAAUUUCGUAUACAUAGUAACAUUCAUCCCUAAUUUCUUUGUCAGCAGACCACAGCACUCAUUCUAAUUUAGUAAGUUUAGAGAAGUGUCACCCACCCCUUCUUUCACAUUUAAGUACCACACUGGACUCAAGACAAGAAAGUGAUGUGACUUCGCGUCUGAAGCUUAAGAUAAACUUUUAGUGAAAAUUGUACUGUAUCUCAGACUGUACUACGAAUAACAAAUCGGUAGUACCUCUUGUAAAUGACACAUUUAGUGUACGGAUGAUUGGUAAUGAAGCAAUAGAUUGUAAACAAACACAAUAAAUGGCAUGUUUUCAGAUAAAA